AAAAAGGCAAAAUAGACCAAUUAUCAAAACAUCAUGUUUUUUUCUUAAGUUGUUUGGUCAAUCAGUAACCAGAUAUAGAAAUUGAAAUGCCAUGAAAAUGUGAUUAACCUAUCAGUUUAUGUACAAUGCAUACAUCGCUGGGAAAUUCUUUGAUAUUCCCCAGACUUGGAGUAUUUUAUAUUAAUUUAUAAAAUAUUUGAUAAAUCUGAUGUAUCAAAUUAAUGUUUUAAGUUUAAAAAUAAUGUUAUCUGCAUUUCCAGGUCUUCAGAGAAGAUUCAGAAACCACCUACCAUAUCAGAUCUACAUAAAUUGUCGUAAUCAUAAACUUUGCAUUGUGUGUGAAGUAUUUAAUGCAAAGUUUCCUUGUGUUAGAAGAUGUAGACAGCCUCCUCUUGAGUGUCUGGAAACUCUUCCAUUAUAGUUCUCAGAAGUACGUCAUAUUUAUGGAUGCACAGAAAGCAUACGGAAUGAAAAAUCUUAAAAUAGUACGGGCUGCAGCGACAAGAUGGCUGUCACACGGUCAUGCAUGUAGACGACUUAUUGAACGCUUUGUACAGGUUCUAGAUUCUCUGGACGAAAUGAUCGAUCGAAGACAUGAUCCAGAAAUCGAGGGUAUUCGAAACAUGCUGUGUUCAAAGAGCACUUUCGCUGGCAUAUUAAUAUUGUGUGACCUACUAGAACCAGUCAUCGUCUUCAGCAAUUACCUUCAAGGGGCCAGCAUAGACUUUUGAGGAGGCUACCUUUUUGGUGCGUGGCAUUCCCUGUUUGAUAUUUUUCUUUGUUUUUUUUUUCUCACAGGUCAAUAAAAAAGUCAAGGUAAAAUAUUCCCGAUGAAAAUUGCCA
Molecule: messenger RNA, 843 nt
Organism: Mercenaria mercenaria
Lineage: Eukaryota; Metazoa; Mollusca; Bivalvia; Venerida; Veneridae
Exons: 2
Coding region: 351-731 (126 amino acids)
Source: RefSeq, a predicted model, not a curated record